GAAAGGAAAGAGAGAGAGUGAGAGACAACUAUGGCAGUGCCCUUGGUCUUCUUCCUCUUUCUCUUCCUUCUCAUCUUCAGAUUCGUUUACACUAAUCUAUGGAUCCCUUGGAGGCUCCAAUCUCAUUUCAACAGGCUUCGCUUAACGGGACCUCGUUACCGGAUAUUCACCGGAAACUCGUCGGAAGUUACCCGUUUAACAGCCGAAGCGAAGUCAAAGCCGAUACCUUCCGGAGACAACAACCCUCACGAGUUCGUACACCGUGUGGCGCCUCACUACCACAACUGGUCACGCGCCUACGGGAAGACUUUCCUCUACUGGUUCGGUACCAAACCGGUGGUUGCCACGUCGGAUCCGAAACUAAUCAGGGAAGCUUUGAAGAUCAAGUCGUUUGAUCGUAUCGGACAUAACCCUUUGUCUAAGCUUCUUUACGCUCAGGGUCUUCCUGGGCUUCGAGGUGAUCAAUGGGCUUUCCAUAGAAGAAUCGCUGUUCAAGCUUUCACCAUGGAUAAAGUCAAGAGGUGGGUGCCGCAAAUGGUGGCAAGUACUUUGAUGUUUCUGGAGAAAUGGGAGGAGAUGAGAAAUGGAGAAGAGGAGGUUGAGCUAGAUGUACACAAAGAGAUACACAGUUUGUCUGCACAUAUGUUAUCAAGAACAGCUUUUGGUAACAACGUAGAAGAAGGAAAACGAAUCUUUGCGUUGCAAGAGCGUAUGAUGCGUCUCUUCUACCUAGUCCGAUGGAGCAUUUACAUCCCCGGGUACAGAUUCUUGCCUUCCAAGACUAAUAGAGAGAUAUGGAGUAUUGAGAAACAAAUCCGUGGUUCUAUCCUGGGACUCAUCGAGAAAAACAAGACAAGAGACGCGGAGAUAGCAGGAACCCUGCUUCAGGCUUUUAUGUCUCCUUACGUCAAUCAGAAUGGUCAAGAGGAGAAGCUUGGGAUUGAAGAAGUUAUAGAUGAGUGCAAGACUUUCUACUUUGCAGCCAAAGAAACAACUGGUGAUCUCAUGACAUGGGUGUUAGUCCUCUUAGCUAUGCAUCAAGAAUGGCAAAGCACUGCUCGAGAAGAAGUUAUACGUGUCCUUGGACCUAACGGGCUUCCCACACCAGACAUCUUACAAGACCUCAAGACAUUAGGUAUGAUAAUCAAUGAGACGCUUCGGCUCUACCCUCCAGCGAUGACACUAAACCGUGACACACUCAGGAAAGCUAAGCUAGGAAGCCUCGAGAUUCCUGAAGGAACUCAACUGUACUUAUCGGUUGUCGCGAUGCACCACGACAGAGAGGCAUGGGGAGAAGACGCGGAGGAGUUUAACCCGGGUAGGUUUGAAGACACCAGGAAAGAAUCAGCUCUGCUUGUGCCGUUUGGGUUAGGGGUGAGGACUUGCGUGGGACAGAACCUCGCAGUGGUUGAGGCCAAAACAGUUCUUGCCACGAUCUUGAGGCAUUACAGUUUCAGGUUGUCUCCAAGUUAUGUCCAUGCUCCUGUUUUGUUUGUGACCUUGCAGCCUCAAAAAGGUGCUCAUCUUCUCUUUAGUAGGAUUUAAAGUUCUAAAAAAAAUGAUUAUGAAGAUUGUACCGGUUUAGUGUUGAGUGUUGACUCCUUUGAAUCUUCCUUAUGGCUUAUGCCUUUAAUAAUGCUUGUUAUGCAAGAAACAAGCUAGUCUGGUUUCAUCUGUGGUUAUAAUUUUAAAUUAUGAAAUUAUUAUAAUUAUU
Messenger RNA from Brassica oleracea var. oleracea, 1714 nucleotides. RefSeq names its product cytochrome P450 734A6. The transcript is spliced from 4 exons. Gene Ontology annotation, molecular function: heme binding; oxidoreductase activity, acting on paired donors, with incorporation or reduction of molecular oxygen; monooxygenase activity. The record is from RefSeq and is a predicted model, not a curated record. The coding region runs from base 31 to 1545 and encodes 504 amino acids. NCBI's taxonomy places the organism in Eukaryota, Viridiplantae, Streptophyta, Magnoliopsida, Brassicales, Brassicaceae.